This is a messenger RNA of Poeciliopsis prolifica (blackstripe livebearer), 2153 nucleotides long. Its product is annotated as putative ferric-chelate reductase 1. Gene Ontology annotation, molecular function: oxidoreductase activity, acting on metal ions. The record is from RefSeq and is a predicted model, not a curated record. Bases 1 to 1992 code for a protein of 663 amino acids. The transcript has 16 exons. Lineage: Eukaryota; Metazoa; Chordata; Actinopteri; Cyprinodontiformes; Poeciliidae.
AUGCUGGUGAAGCCAGGAGGAGCUGAAGGGAAAAAGUUUAACUUUAGUUGUUUCCUCUUUCUGCCUGUGAACGGCACAGAACCGCCUCCAGCUUCCUGCAGGAAACAGGAAGUUCCCUCUGCUCCCUCAGGCAAGCUGAUGCUCAGGAAACCAGAAACUGCAGCUUCUGCCGGCUUCCCUCCCAUCGUAUCACCUGUCGGCACAAAGCCCGCCCUCAGCAGGUGUAGCUCUGUCUCCUCCUCUCCUGCAGCAUUGGAGCUGCUGCGCAUCAUGAAGCGGAUCGCGCUGCUGCUGGUUCUGAUCUGGGCCGCUCCUGCCGCUCGCUGCCCCUCAGGCUUGGUGUCGGAGAGCUGCGCGGACAUGACCCCCAACCACCACGCCGCUCCCCAGACCGCCGCCGCGCCGUUCACCGUGGGAGCGGAGCGGAGCGGCCCCGUGCAUGGAGGACAGGUCAAAGUCUCUCUCCAGGGUCCGAGUUCCGGUCCAUUUAUCGGGUUCCUGCUGGAGGCCAGAGAGCCGGGAGGCCGGUCUGCUGUGGGCUCGUUUCUACUGGGUUCUGGUCCGGCCCGGCUCCUCGCUUGCUUCCAGAAACCCAACUCUGCCGUCUCCCACUCCUCUGGUUCUCCAAAGAGCAACAUCCAGGUGACCUGGCAGCCGGACCGAGACAGAACCGUUGGAGCGGUCCAGUUCCAAGCCUCCUUUGUUCAAAGCUACAGAACUUUCUGGGUCGGAGUGAAAAGUCCGGUUCUGAGUCUGAAUGGAAGCCGGGCCGCGGAUACCGGCACUCCCGGCACCCCGCCUCCCGGCACCCCGCCUCCCGGCACCCCGCCUCCCGGCACCCCGCCUCCCGGGUUUGCUUCCAUCUCUAAUGUCGGCUGCGGUUCCACCAAGCUGUGCUUCAGCCAGCCCCCAAAAUGUAAUCCGGCCAUCAGCUCCAAAUGCUUCUUCAUGUCAGCCAGGCUUCUGACUCCGCCCAAAUCCGGGGUCCGGUACGAGCUGUGCGGACCUGCUGAAGGAUACAUAGCUUUUGGGUGGUCAGAUGAUCGGAAGAUGGGUAACGAUGACAUCUACCUCUGUGCCCUGAGCAGCGCUGGAAUUGCUGAUGUGCAGCGGGCCUUCUCUGUUGGACGGAAAGCUCCGGUGAUUCAAUCUAAGGUACUUCAUCCCCACCAGAACGUCCUGGUUGAGGAGCGUCCAGAGGGACAUGUCUCAGAUAUACAGAUCUCCAACCAGAACAAGGUCCUGGCCUGCACAUUCACCUCCAAGAACGCCAUCUUCACUUCCAGGAGCUCCAACUUCAGCUCUGACAAAUUCUUCCACCUCCUGCUGGCCUAUGGACCCAGCACCAAUGGAGCAGAUGAUCAGAGCCCACGGUUGCCUGAUGCUGCUCGCCUGGAUGACCUUUGGUCCGCUGGGGAUGAUUGUGGCUCGGUACCAGAGAAGACCAAGCCAGGUCCAGAUGUUUGGCAAAGAUCUGUGGUUUGUGGUCCAUGUCUCCGUGAUGAGCUUCACCGUGGCAACCCCAUCAUCGCCUUCAUCCUCGCCUUCUCAUACCUUGGCGGCUGGGAAUACGGAGUUCAUUCAGUGCUGGGCUGCCUGGUUCUGACUCUGGUGCUGAUCCAGCCCAUCCUGGCCUUGACGCGCUGUGCGCCGCAGCAUCCAAGGCGGUUCCUGUUCAACUGGGCUCAUUUCGUCAUCGCCGUGCUUCUGAAGGUCUUAGCAGUGGCAGCCAUAUUUACAGGCAUGAUGAUGAUGGACAGCAGCAGCGAUGGCUGGAUGAUGAAGGUUUUGGGCGGCUUCACCGGCUGGGAGGUGAUGAUGCUCAUCCUGAUGGAGCUGCAAGCCAGAUGGCGGAGCGCCGCAGAUAGCAGCGAUCCUGUGGAGCCUGACACGGUGGGACGGGACGUCCUGCUGGUGGCGCUCUUCCUCACCGGGAACCUGUCCUUCCUCAUCGCCCUGCUGGCUGGAAUAGGACAGGCGGCGUCUCCCUAGGCUCUGCUCAGCUCUCACUCUGAGUUCGUUCUGUUCCUCACAUGUUCAGCCGUGAUGCAGAGAUGAGUCCGUUAUGAUGCAGCUGAGGAUGAGUUACAUGUUUGUUCUACAGUGGAGAAACUUCAGCGCAUUUGUAGCUGAUCCCCAGUACUUGAAUUAAA